Molecule: messenger RNA, 5744 nt
Organism: Galleria mellonella (greater wax moth)
Lineage: Eukaryota; Metazoa; Arthropoda; Insecta; Lepidoptera; Pyralidae
Gene: Myo61F
Product: unconventional myosin IC
Exons: 21
Coding region: 399-3497 (1032 amino acids)
Biological process (GO): actin filament organization; vesicle transport along actin filament
Cellular component (GO): myosin complex; microvillus; actin cytoskeleton
Molecular function (GO): ATP binding; microfilament motor activity; actin filament binding
Source: RefSeq, a predicted model, not a curated record
AGUUUACCGCCAACGCUUGUGUUGGCUUCAUGUCGCUCCUUAUAACGCAAACCGUUAACGAAACAAAAACUUUGAAUAUCGAACCGCGUGCGUUCCAAUUUUGAUAUUUAAAUAAGAAAACUUAAAGGCAUAUUGAAAUAUUUUUUUUUAUGAAUAAAUAUAGGUCUGGGAAAAAGCUGAAUGUGAACCAGAUCUAGUCAAUCAGUGAUAGAUAAGAGAGAAGUGAUAAGGAAAUCGAUAGAGCACGUUAUUUUGGUUUCGGUGAAUUCGAAGUUUGGUGCAAGUUAUUUUCUGUGGUGUAGUGAUGCAUUCAGUGGGUUAUACAUUGUCGAAUGCCAAAAUAUAAUCGAGUUUUAAGCUGAGCAAGGCUCCAACGUCCGUUUUCCAUCCAGGGCCACAUGGAGCACGCACUCCAGCACCGGGAGCGCGUCGGCGUUCAGGACUUCAUCUUGCUCGAGGACUACCGCUCCGAGGCUGCCUUCAUAGACAACCUCAGGAAGCGGUUCAGGGAGAACAUUAUUUAUACAUACAUCGGCAAUGUGUUGAUCUCCGUAAACCCAUACAAGAACCUGCCAAUUUACACAGAGGAGAAGAUCCAGCAGUACUACAAGAAAGCGUUUUUCGAGGCACCACCACACGUAUUCGCAAUUGCAGACAACGCGUACAGAUCGCUUGUAUAUGAACACAGAGAGCAAUGUAUAUUAAUCUCGGGUGAAUCAGGUUCCGGCAAGACAGAGGCAUCCAAAAAGAUCCUCGAAUACAUAGCGGCUCGCACCAACCAUUUGCAAAAUGUCGAGACAGUUAAAGACAAACUUCUCCAAAGCAACCCACUAUUGGAAGCCUUCGGCAACGCCAAAACACACAGGAAUGACAACUCCAGUCGUUUCGGCAAAUAUAUGGACAUCCAGUUUAAUUAUGAAGGUGGACCAGAAGGAGGGCAUAUCCUAAACUAUCUACUGGAAAAGUCAAGAGUCGUGAGCCAUAUGGAUGGAGAGAGGAACUUCCACAUAUUCUACCAGCUUCUAGCAGGCGGUGAUGCUGCUUUGAUGAGCCGACUAAGGCUGCAAAAUAGGCCAGACGCUUACAAAUAUACCACUGAUAUUACAAGUCCCGUUAGCCAGAAGAACCAUGACGCAGAGCAGUUCCGGAUAGUGCAGGAAGCUAUGAAGGUCAUUGAAAUUGGUGAAGCGGAGCAAGGCGAGAUCUUUGCUAUCGUAGCCACAGUCCUACAUCUCGGGAACAUCAAGUUUGUGAAAAACAAUGAGGGAUAUGCUGAGAUUUUGAAUCACGAUCCCAAUACAGAAAAUGUAGCUGAACUUCUCAAAGUGGAUGCGACGAAACUCCGUGAAGUGCUGACCAGCCGUACCAUCGAAGCGAGUCAUGACGUCGUCAAUACUCCAUUGGAUGUGGAGCAAUCGCAAUACGCCAGGGAUGCACUAGCCAAAGCCAUCUACGGCAAACACUUCAACUGGCUGGUGGCGAGACUGAAUGCCUCUCUGGAGCCUAAGGAUAAAAUUGCCAUGUCGUCUGUCAUCGGCAUUCUGGAUAUCUAUGGUUUUGAGAUCUUCCCCAAAAAUAGUUUUGAACAGUUCUGCAUCAACUUCUGCAACGAGAAACUCCAGCAACUGUUCAUCCAGCUGACCCUCAAGUCGGAGCAGGAGGAGUACCUCCGCGAGGGCAUCACAUGGGAGCCGGUCGAGUAUUUCAACAACAUCAUCAUUUGCGACCUGAUUGAAGCCAAACACAAAGGUAUAAUUGCGAUCCUUGAUGACGAAUGCCUCAGGCCGGGAGAUGCGACCGACAGCAGUUUACUGGAGCGCUUGACCCAGCAUCUGGAUCAGCACCCCCAUUACAAAUCCCACAGGAAGGCUGACACUAGGACCCAGAAAAUCAUGGGGCGAGAUGAGUUUUGCCUGAAGCACUACGCCGGCGAGGUCACAUAUAAUGUGAACACCUUCCUUGAGAAGAACAACGACCUGCUGUUCAGGGAUAUUCAGACCCUGAUGGCCUCCAGCGGCAACAGCAUCGUGGCUAACUGCUUCAAGGAGUACAACCUAUUAAGUAAGAAACGGCCCGAAACGGCGAUCACGCAGUUCAAAAAUUCACUGAACGAUCUCAUCAAGAUCCUGAGCAGCAAGGAGCCCUCCUACAUCAGGUGUAUAAAGCCCAACGACGCCAAGAUGCCAAUGCAAUUCGACGAAAAGCUAAUUUCUCACCAAGUGAAAUACCUCGGACUGAUGGAAAACCUGCGCGUGCGCCGCGCCGGCUUCGCUUACAGGCGCACAUAUGAGGCAUUCCUUGAGAGGUACAAGUGCCUGAGCGCUGAGACAUGGCCGAAUUUCCACGGACCGCCGCGAGAUGGCGUGCAGAAACUCGUCGAGGCAAUGAAAUACGAAAGGGAAGAGUACAGGAUGGGCAACUCGAAAAUCUUCAUCCGCUUCCCGAAAACACUAUUCGAGACUGAAGACGCGUAUCAAGUGAAGAAGAACGACAUAGCCACCAUUAUCCAGAGCCGCUGGCGAGGGUACCGGCAGAGACGGGAGUACCUCAGGAUGAGAGCAGCCGCUAUCGUGAUAGAGAAGUGGGUGCGAAGGUUCCUCGCGCAGAGGCUGAAGGAGAGGAGAAAGAAGGCAGCCCUCGUCAUCAGGGCCUUCAUUUCAGGUUUUAUCACCCGCAACGGCCCCGAGACCCCGGAGAACCGUCGUUUCCUCGGCAUCGCGAAGGUGCACUGGCUGAAAAGACUGGCAACCCAACUGCCCACCAAGAUCCUCGACCUUUCAUGGCCGGUCUGCCCUGCGACCUGCCAAGAAGCCUCCAGGGAGCUACAGAGGUUGCACCGGGCGUUGUUAUCACGUCGCUACCGGCUCGCGCUCACCGCGGACCAGAAGAAGCAGUUCGAGCUCAAAGUGCUCGCGGAGAGCAUGUUCAAAGGCAAGAAGAACAGCUAUCCGAGCAGCAUCAAGGACAGGUUCACGGACGACCGGCUCACGCUUGAGCACCAGACCCUGAGGAAUACCUUCAUGGCGUCGCCCCUGUGGCCCGCCGGGGAACAGCUCAUUUACUCAUGUGAGGCGGUGAAAUACGACCGGCGUAAGUACAAGCCGCGCGACCGGUCCCUGAUCGCGUCUAACAAGGCGCUGUACGUGCUGGACGCGGCCGGCCGCAAGACGUACAAGCUCAAGCACCGGCUGCCGCUCGACAAGCUGCACGUCAUCGUCACCAACGAGUCGGACAGCCUCGUGCUCAUCAAGAUACCGCAGGAGCUGAAGAAGGAUAAGGGAGAUUUGAUAAUAUCGGUGUCGCACCUGAUCGAGGCGCUGACCAUCGUCACGGACUACACCAAGAAGCCGGACCUCAUUGAGAUCGUGGACACUAGGAUGAUCGCUCACAAUUUGGUGAACGGCAAACAAGGCGGCACCAUCGAGGUGAUCAACGGACCCCAGCCGACCAUCCACCGCGCUAAAAGCGGCAAUUUACUUGUUGUCGCAACGCCUUGAGGACGUAAACCAGUAUUGUGAUACUGUCGUUCCAACUCUUCGCACCAAUAAUCAAACGUAACAACGACAAUUUGUAUUAUAUUAAAAUCAUUAAUAUCAAAUUCGACCAUAGCCUAAACAAAAAUAUAAGAUAACCAUAGAUACUCGAAAACAAUCUUUUAAAUUGGCAUCGUAUAUUUUUGAUCAGGUUAUGUCUAUUAUCUAUUACCAGAUUUUUUUUUACUAAUUUAUUUUAAGUAAGCGUAAUAAUUAGUCAUGUUAGUGAAAAAAUGGCACAUUCAACUUAAAUAAAAAUAAUUUUGCUUCACUCAGUCGCUAAUACAAAGAGUGAUAAGUGGAGAUAAAACAUUUUCUAGAAUGAUUACAAAUAUUUUUAUACUUACUUCAUUUUUUAUCAGAUUAUUGUAAUUAUAAGUGAAUUUCCGUUAUUUAUGUUCGUUCGAUUUUGGUAUUUCCCCUAAAUAUAUUUAAUGAUCAUAAUUGUUUAAAUGUGAUAAUUGUAUUUAAUUAUACGUACAAAGUACUUAGUAUUUUUUUGUAUGCCAUAUAAGAAAAUGUUACACAGACGUUUGUAUGAUUUGUACUUUCCUGUAUUUGUAUUGUUUAUUUUAUUAAACACACAUGCCAAUUAUAUAUUUCUAAUUAUAUACUUUAUUUUUAAAACGUUUUAUCUUCGACUGAAGCUAUCUCAAAUUCUGCUUACAUUGUUAGUUUGGGAAUUAAUAGUAUAUUACUGCAGCGGCCCGCAACUGAGGCAUUGCUGGACGAACGUGCAAAUGUGGGCCAAGGCGUAGCCGAGGCACACAUACGUUAAUCCAUCAAUGCAUAGUUGUGGCCAAGGCUUGUAUAGUACUUUUCUCAAACAAUGCGCGGAAAUCAAAAACAUAAUUACAUACUAUAUACUAUUACAAUAAUAGGUAUAUUAGUGUUUUUUUUAACUACUUUGCCUAUCUCCGUAUGAGUUUAACUCUUUAUCUAACAAUAUAAUAAUAUACAACGACGUGAUAGUUUUAGUCGAGGUAACUUAUAGUACUUAAUAUAACGAUCCCAAACACAUUUAUUUAUCCUUUCAUCUUCACCUGAAUAAAUAGCAUAUUUUGUCUUUUUCAUGCCCAAUUAAACCAGAAUAAAUGAUGAGAGGAUAUAAAGGAUUAAAAUAGUACUUUAUAUUAAUCAUGAUACUACUCUUUCGUAUGUCCAGCUGAGGAAUAUUCGUUUUGUGAAAUUGAAUUGUAAAUCCGUACACACUCUCGGUAAUUCAGUUUAUACUGGCGGGAUACCAAUAAAUGGAUCGACCUCCACCCGGUCCCCCUGUAUAAUAUAUUACUAUUAAUUAAUUAUUUUGUAUUAUAAUUAUAUAUGAUUGUAUUAUGAUUCGCAUAGAGGGACUAUUUUAGGGCCAAUAUUUAGGGCGUGGUCCUAUUUGAAUAUACUGUAUUUUUCCCCCAAUUUAAUACCCACACUAUCUAUAAUUUUAUUUAUUUUUAAGCUGAAUCAAAGGUGCCUAUAUAAGUAUAGUAAUUUAUAUUAGGUAUUCAGAUUAGUAAUUCGCUUGUUGAACUGUUUAUAAGAAAAGUAAAGUUUCUUUUCGUUUUUUAAACAUCUAAAUUUUAGAUGUUUAAUAAAAACAUUUUGUAUACAAGUUUUUAUACAUAAACGAAUCAUGUAGAUGUUUGGAUAAUGACCAGUUAGUACAGUGGCAGCAAUUGUAAUGUAUUGAAAUAAAUUUUAAAGCAUAAAAAAGGAAUGGCAACCCUGCUUGCGCUGUUGGUGAUGAAAUAACCUCAAUAAGUCCAUCGUGACAAAUUCGCUAGGAUUUAAUCAAUAUGGUUUCCAAGGACCUGUCGAGGUUGACUUGACAAGGUAUAGAUUUAGCAAUGGGCUUUUUGAAUAAAAUAAUUAUAAUUUAUCUAAUUGAUACAUUAAAAUAUACUAAAUUGAAAAUUUCGCGGUUAAAAAUCUUUUCUGCAUUUGGACAUUUUUAUAUGAAUAAUAAGACGUAUUUUUUUUGUAGCGGCCAUUGAUUACGUUAAUUUUAAAUUUGUGCCGUAAUUUAAAGUGAAUUAAAGGAAAGAAGUUCCAAUUUACACCUUGUGAUUACGAGUAUUUCUAAUUUCUGCUGCCGCUGUUAUUUAUGAACUGAUCGGUCCAGUCGUAAGCCAUAAAUUAGUCGGGCAAAAUCAGUGCCUUAUAAUAUUAACUCGGUUCCUUUAUAGUCAUUUUUUAAAUAAAUGUAUUUUGAUAUUA